Molecule: messenger RNA, 1796 nt
Organism: Hemiscyllium ocellatum (epaulette shark)
Lineage: Eukaryota; Metazoa; Chordata; Chondrichthyes; Orectolobiformes; Hemiscylliidae
Product: DNA polymerase alpha subunit B-like
Exons: 14
Coding region: 336-1796 (486 amino acids)
Biological process (GO): DNA replication; DNA replication initiation
Cellular component (GO): alpha DNA polymerase:primase complex
Molecular function (GO): DNA binding
Source: RefSeq, a predicted model, not a curated record
GCUGACCAGAUAUCCCAACCCAAUCUAGUCCCACCUGCCAGCACCCCGCCCAUAUCCCUCCAAACCCUUCCUAUUCAUAUACCCAUCCAAAUGCCUCUUAAAUGCUGCCAUUGUACCAGCCUCCACCACUUCCUCUGGCGGCUCAUUCCAUACACGUACCACCCUCUGCGUGAAAAAGUUGCCCCUUAUGUCUCUUUUAUAUCUUUCCCCUCUCACCCUAAAUCUAUGCUCUUUAGUUCUGGACUCCCGAUCCCAGGGAAAAGACUUUGUCUAUUUAUCCCAUCCAUGCCUCUCAUGAUUUUAUAAACCUCUAUAAGGUCACCCCUCAGCCUGCAAUGCUCCAGGGAAAACAGCCCCACCUCUUCCCCACCCAACCCCAAUCUCAGGCCCACCCUAAAAGUGUUUCUCCUUCCCAGGUUCUCAGUAAAAAAGCCAACAAGACUCGGCCAGCAGCAAUUAAACGGAACACCCGAGCACCAAUGCAUGACCUGAACUCCCUUGAAGAGCUUGUCCAAGCAGAGACGGAGGAGGAGAACCUACUCGAUUCAUACACCACACCAGCUAAGGCAGGUACACACAAGCGGGUGCUGACCACUCCAGAGCAGCCACAGUCAAAGAAGGUGUCGAUGACCCGCAGCCCACGGCUCCUCUUCUCUCCAGCUUCCUUCUCUCCAAGCCCGAACCCAUCUCUGAAGUACAGUUCCAGAGCUAACCGAGGUGAAGUUGUUGUCUCGUUUGGUACGGCGCAGGGAGCCACGUGGCAAGGCAUGGGAGGCAGGAGUGCCACUGUUCAGCUGCUCCUCAUGCCUGAGGACUCGAUCGUCAAACGCUUCAAGUACAUGUUCCAGAAGCUGCGUGACAUCCGCGAUGUUCUCAAUGACAGGAUAGAAGAUCUGAGUCAGGUUUUGACAGAGCACUACAACAUCGAGGCUAUCCGAUCAGUGGCUAUGCCUGUUCAGGAAUCAGUAACGUUCCUGGGGCAGAUCGCGUGCGACAGCAAUGGCAAACUCAAUGCAAAGUCAGUGAUUUUGCAGGGAGACCUGAAACAUUCAGCAGGAAUGCAAGUGCCAGUAGAUCUGUCAGAGCUGAAGGAGUUCUCUCUCUUUCCUGGCCAGGUGGUGGCUCUGGAGGGAACAAACAGCACCAGCCGGUGCAUCGUGGCUUUCCGGCUCUACGAGGGUGUGCCCCUGCCUUUCUACAAACCAGAGGAGGUACUGGAAGGUUUGGAACAGCAGAUGGUUCUUGUGGCCUGUGGCCCCUUCACCACCUCGGACAGCAUCACCUAUGACCCGAUGCUGGAUCUGAUCGAUGUCAUCAAUAGGGACCGACCAGAUGUCUGCAUACUGCUGGGGCCGUUUGUGGAUGUCAGGCACCAGCAGAUAGAGAGUUGUCAGCUGACAGUGACCUACCAAGAGGUUUUUAAACAGUGCAUGAAAGGAAUUGUGGAAGGAACGAGGGGCUCAGGGUCUCAUCUUGUGAUCGUGCCGUCACUGAGGGAUGCUCACCAUGAUUUUGUGUAUCCUCAGGCGCCCUUCCACUGCUUUGAGCCGUCUAAGGAAGACAAGGAGCGGGUCCAUUUUGUUUCUGAUCCUUGCACAUUGAACAUCAACGAGGUGGUCUUUGCUGUGACUUCAACUGACGUUCUCUUUCAUAUGGGAGCAGAGGAGAUUAACAGCGUGUGUAGCUCUGUCGGUUAUCCCGGGGGUUCUAGGUACCCAGCCCCAGUGGUAUUACUGCCUUUCCCAGGGGAGUUUGGAGCAUACAACCGUUUUUGCAACGUGGCUGGUUUGAAGUAG